UUUAUAACUGAUAUAAGUGCAACCUUUGCGUGACAGAGCUGUUAAUUUUAAGUGUGUCAGAGGUCACUGCUCCACCAGAUAAUUUUUUUUUUUUUUGCUCAUACAAAAUCUUCUUGAUGACGUCUCAGUUGCUUGAGAUCAUCACACCGAGGAAAUCUGUUUUAAACUUUAGUAGAUCUGGUAAUCUAAACCUGAAUCCAGCUUCUGGCACAUGUUUGCUUUGAAUCUAGCCAUAACACCAGAGCCUUGAAAAAGAAUGUGAACUUGCUGUGGCCAUGCUCAAUAAUAUGUCUGCUGUUUGUGCUGAAAGGCGCCGAUUUCAGUAUGUUAUUGUUCACAAGCUCAAGGAUGUCUGCUGUAGGAGUCUCUGAAGCGCCCAGAGGAAAACCCACAACUCAUCCUCCUGUUGUACCGUCCACACCUAAAACCAUGACUCCACCAUUCAACCGCGUCGUCUUUGUCUGCUGGAUUUCCGUUUCUGUCACUCUACGUGGAUUUGCAUCGUUUGCUUCGAACAUUUCAACCCAGAUCCAAGCAACUGUCGUUCAAGACGAGGAGGACACAGACGGGAAUUCACCGUUUGUGCAGCUGAGAGCAAGUCUGCUGUCCUACUCGCAGCCAGUCCCACCUUACACCCUGCUGACGAACGCUGAGGACUGCGCCUACAUGCCCGAACCCAGUGACCGACAGCCCUCUCGCCUCCUGCUUCUCCUGGGAUCCUCUUUUGACCUGUUCUGGAUGUCCAUAGAGCAGCCGUCUGAAGCCUCUGAAGGUCAUUCGUCCCUGCUUGGGAAAUUACCAAAUUACACCGCUGCGAGAAAGAAAGUCAACUCGAGUGCUUCUCCAGAGCUGAGAGAGGCUGCGGCAAUGAAUCGUCAGAAGCUGGCGAAGGAAGCUGCGGAUCUGGACCUGAGUUCUCUGUCCUCACGGGUCGCCAGUUCACUCAGACACUGGUUGGUGCGCUCUGCCACUUGUGGAUUGAGCUACCAGUGGGUGGAUCUGGGUCCGGCUUUCUGGCCACGUUGGGUGCGUCAGACUGAUUGUGAAACGUCUGAUGGGUUGCACGUUUGUUCUUUUCCAGGUGGGAUGGAGUGUGUGCGAGCUCAGACGGCUCGCAUAAAGAUUCUGGCUUGGCACUGCUUAGAAAUCAGAGGGGGAGAUGUUUUGAGAGGGAACACAUCUGACGGUAUGGAUGGUAGAAUUGAGAUGGGGACAGGUGACGUCACAGAGCGGUGCAUUUGGAGGCCGGUGCUUUAUCCUGUGGUCUCCGCAUGCACGUGCUCUUGUAAAUGAAUGUUUUGCUCACUCUGGCUUAAAACGUUCCAUUCCCGUGAUAUCCCAGAUGUUUAAAAGCAGUUUAUCAUGUCAUUAAGUGGUUAUUGAUGAAAUCAAAAACGUGUCAACGGAUUUUCCAAACCUAAUCAUAUUUGCUUAUAAUAGAUUAGAAAGGGGUUGCACGUUAAUGUUGCUAGCUUUGAGCAGAAUUUAAUGCAAAAUAUUUCCUUCUGAUGAUAAAUUGUCGAGUUAUUUAGUUACUUAAGCAGCAUGCUCUUUUCCCACCAUGAUUUGCGAGAGAGUUGACACUCACGUAGUGCUCUAUUGUUGCUUCAUGGAAGCAGCUGCAAAGUGUCUAUGCAGUGAAUAAAUACUGAAAAGGCUUCUCAAUCACUUUUAUCCAUUCUGUGAUGGUCCGGGGCCUUAAAACGGACACAUAUUUGUUCACAAGCUAUCCUCACUGAAAUUCAAGUUUCUAUGUGUCUGGUGUCAGCAACCGUAUACUGACCUUUGGUACAGCUGUAUAUUCUCUUAUUACUUUUGGGUUAUUGAUGGCCGACUUUUUACAUGUCUUUUUGUCAGCUUUUGUCACAAUUAGCCUGCCUGUACUUUUCCUGUACUAACGAUUAGUACAGGAAAAUCUUAUAGAUAUUGAUGUACUAUUGAAUGGUCACCUCAAUAGCCGAUGUCUGCUGACUUUCUUAUAGUCAUAAAUAAAGCCAGAGAUAACAGGUUUUCUAUAUUUAACCAUUGAUCAUUUUAACUAUUGGUAUCCUAAUAACGCUGUUUAAAAUAUGUGUACUGUGUGUUCCCAUGUCUAUUUAGCAGUUGUGUUUGCAAUAAAUAAAAACUGAAAUGCUGAAA
Gasterosteus aculeatus aculeatus (three-spined stickleback) is the source of this 2139-nucleotide messenger RNA. RefSeq names its product noggin-3-like. The record is from RefSeq and is a predicted model, not a curated record. Gene Ontology annotation, biological process: negative regulation of cell differentiation; negative regulation of BMP signaling pathway; osteoblast differentiation. Lineage: Eukaryota; Metazoa; Chordata; Actinopteri; Perciformes; Gasterosteidae.